UUGACACAUCUGUUUCAGUACACUGUACACGGUUAAUUGGUACGGUAGUGUAGUGACGGUUUGGUAAAAAAACUUCUUAAUCUUUUUGAGGUGUAAUUAAAGGAAUUCUGUGGCGCCAUGAUUCUAUAUGGCGCCAACAUAUCUACUGGCGCCGGUCAGCUGGGUGGAAGAUUGAUAUUUCUUCUAUUCAUGUUUUCUAUUACAAGAGUUAUGAGCGCGGAAGAAUACUUCAACAGAACUGAUCUUCAUCAGCGUAAAGUUGCAGAUCAAGUAAAACAAGAUGCUGACUUCCGAAAGCUGUUAAAAUCUGAAAUGAAGGAAGAAAACUUGAAUUUGAAAACUCGGAUAAGGCGCCAAGAUUUGAAGGAAAUAGAUCCUUUGUCUGAAAUGAUGCAUACUACGGAACAGGAAAAUAUUGUUGAAUAUCUUGAAGCUAAGAGCUCGGAAAUUCUAAACAUGAUUGAUAGAAAAGCAUUUAUAAUGAAAACACGGCUUCUAGCAGUCAAAGAAAACUGUUUUGAAUUCCUUAGCAUGCAGAUUGGACCAACAUUAUCCAGGGUUGCUUCUUCAAGUGGAAGCACGUCAAGCCUUAGUCUUCUGAUAAGACAGAGUGAAGGAUAUAUGAAGGGUCAGCUUCAUCAUUGCAAUAGUCAGGAGACGUCACUUUACGAUGAAAUAUUCGACUUACUUGAUGCUGCACACCUUUUUAUUCAACCAUUUUAUGAUUCAGCUGGAAUUCAAGUCUUGUGCAAGACUUUUAUAAAUAAUGUGGCCUUCAGAGAAUCUGCAUUGGAGCAAACUUUUUAUCUGGAAAAAAUUUAUCGUAAAAAUAUGGAAAUGGCGCGGAAAAUAAUAGACUCUGCUCAGCAAGAUGUGGAGGAUAGAAUACAGGCACUGAUAUAUAGUCUACGCAUGAAGGUUCGUAUGUAUAGAAGCAGUCUUCAACAAGGGGAUAGAAACGGUCAGAAGUUUAGGUACGCCAUGAUUUUUGAAGGAAGUUUGAUCAGUGCUGGCAGUGGGUUCACACCUCAGCUAAGGGGUAAGCUACUAAAUAAUGUUCAGCUUCUAGUUAAUAAAUGCGAUGAAACAAGCCUACAGCUCAAACAUUGCCUCGAGGAGGAAAUUAAAAAGAGAGAUAUUGGAAUCAAUUCAAGAAUUAUGGAAUUACAAAGCUUGAAAAUAGGACCUGCAGUAGUGUCAGAUCCAGUUAAAAUGGCAAAUAUCUCCUUAUCAUAUUUGGAUACAUUAUCAUCCACUAGAAAUGUGUUGUCAUCAACCAUGUUAGCUGAACUUGAAACUACAACUGAACCUGAACCCCAAGUAUUAUCUGUUUUUCAGUCUUCAACAACAGCUUUAGUUAUACCUAACAAAACUGAACCCAUCAUGAUGAUGACCACUAGAGCCAAACCUGUAACAUUCACUGAAGCUGAUCACCUAUCAACCACUGAAGCUGAACCCAUAACAAAAGUUUUGUCAUCAACCAUGGUAGCUGAACUUGAAACUACAACUGAACCUGAACCCCAAGUAUUAUCUGUUUUUCAGUCUUCAACAACAACUUUAGUUAUACCUAAUGAAACUGAACCCAUCAUGAUGACCACUAGAGCCGAACCUGUAACAACCACUGAAGCUGAUCACCUAUCAACCACUGAAGCUGAACCCAUAACAAAUGUUUUGUCAUCAACCAUGGUAGCUGAACUUGAUACUGCAACUGAACCUAAACCCCUAGAAUUAUCUGUUUCUCAUUCUUCAACAACAACUAUACCUAAUGAAACGGAACUUAUCAUGAUGACCACUAGAGCCAAUUCUGUAACAACCACUGAAGCUGAUCACCCAUCAACCACUGAAGCUGAAUCCACUAAAAAUGUUUUUUCAUCAACCAUGGUAGCUGAACUUAAAACUACAACUGAACCUGAACCCCUAGAAACAUUUGUUUCUCAGUCUUCAACAACAACUUUAGUUAUACCUAAUGAAACUGAACCUUUCAUGAUGACCACUAGAGCCAAUUCUGUAACAACCACUGAAGCUGAUCACCCAUCAACCACUGAAGCUGAACCCACUAAAAAUGUUUUGUCAUCAACCAUGUUAGCUGAACUUGGAACUACAACUGAACCUGAACCCCUAGAAUUAUCUGUUUCUCAGUCUUCAACAACAACUUUAGUUAUACCUAAUGAAACUGAACCCAUCUUGAUGACCACUAGGGCCGAACCUGUAACAACCACUGAAGCUGAUCAACCAUCAACCACUGAAGCUGAACCCAUAACAACCAUUAAUAAUAAACCCAUUAUAACCAUUGAAGCUGAACUCUUAACAAACCUCAAAUAUGAACCCAUUGUAAAAACUUCUGAAGCUGAACCCAUCGUAAUAACUACUGAAGCUGAACAAAAAGUAAAAACUAAUCAAACUGAACUUAUAGUAAUAACUACUGAAGCUGAACCUAUAGUAAUAACUACUGAAGCUGAACCCAUAGUAAGAACUACUGAAGCUGAACCAAUAGUAACAACUGAAGCUAAGAUCCUAAUAAUCACUGAAACUGAAACUCUAACAACCACUGAAUCUGAAACUCUAACAACCACUGAAUCUGAAAGCCUAACAACCACAGUAUCUGAAAUCCAAACAACCACUACAGCUGAAACCCUGACAACCAAUGAAGCUGAACCAAUAAAAACAACUGAAGCUGAGUCAUUAACAUCAACUAAAGGUGAACUUUUAGGAAUAACUGAAGUUGGACCAAUAGAAAUGACCACUAAAGCCAAACCAGUAACAAUCACUGAUGCUGAACCCAUAAUAUCCACUGAAGCUCAUCUAACAACUGAAGCUGAACCCAUGGUAAUAACCAUUAAAACAAAUGGAGCUGAAUACCUAGAGAUAACUAAAGCUGAAUCCUCACUAAUAACUGAAGUUGACCCCUUAAAUACCACCAAAGCUUCAACCAUUAAAGCUUUACCCCCAACAACCACUGACGCUCCACCUCAAUUAACCAUUGAAGCUCAGCCCCCAUCAACCAUUGAAGCUCAAUUUCAAUUCCUAACAACUACUAAAUCCAAAACCCUAACAACCACUAAAGCUGAGCCUCUAAUAAUAACUGGCGCUUACCCUCAAAAAACUGAAGGUGAACUACUAAAUACCACAAAAGUUGAAUCUAUAACAACCACUGAAGCUGAGCCUCUAACAACAACUGAAGCUGAUCCUCAAACAACUGAAGGUGAACUUGUAACCACCACAGAAGCUGAACUCCUAAAAAGCAAAGACAAAGCUCUAACAACUAAAGGUGAGCUUCUAACAACCAAUGAAGGUGAUUCCCUUUCACUCACAGAAGCUCAAUCCCUUUUAUCCAUUGCUUUAUCAACAACUGGAGCCAAAUCCCUAACAAUAACUGAAGCUAUAUCCUUGAUAAUGACUGAAGCCAAACCACUAGUAACAAUGGAAGUGGAAACGCUUACAACCAUUGAAGUUGAAUCCCUUUCAACCUCUGAAGCUCAGCCACCAUCAAAUACUAAAGUUCUUGUAACAACCACUGAAAAUCUCCCAACAACCACUGAAGCUCAGCCCCCAUCAACCAUUGGAGCUCAGCCCCCAUCAUUCAUUGAUGCUUUAACUCUAGCAAACAUUAAAGCUUCACUCCAAACAACCACUGAGGAUGAACUACUGUUAACCACUGGAGCCAUAACCCAAAAAAACACUAAGCCCACAAUACCCAUGAAAGCUGAAGAAAAUCAAAUCAAAACAUUCACAAUUUACAAAGAUGAACCACUGAAAACCGGGGGUGCUGAACUUCCUGCAAAAUCUUGGUUUCAAGAUACAUUUGCAAAUAGACUUAUUCCAAUGUCAUUGUCACCCUAUAAACAUUUUCCGAGCGCAAGGUUAAACCUAGAAAAUGCUGUUCGCACUAAAUCUAUGGAACGAGUUAAAGUAAUCAUUGAUCGGUUCCCUGUUGAUGCACCUAAUAAAAGAUUCCUUGAGGAAAUUGAGCCCAAAAUCAUAUCCCCAGAACUCUCAUCUGGUCCUGCAAAAACUGUAGAUUUGUUUAACCGGGAUGCUCCACCUAACAAAACCAAUAAAAUGAAAGAAUCAAAUACCAGUUUUUCGUUUUUGCCUGUUACUGCUGUGCAAGUAAAGAACCCUCUCGACAACAGUGUUUCUACAUCAACAGAAUCUUUGUCAAGUAAGCAUAUUAAAGAACCUUCAAUAACUAGAUCUACAUAUCAUCAUCAAUCAAGUGAUGUCAAGUCAAAAUCUAUCAAAUUUGCUGAUAAUCAAGGCAUCAGUGAUGCAACAGUUGCUGGAAUAAAUGAGUCGGGUACUUUUGCUGCUGUCAAUGCUUCAGAAGCUAAAAGCGAAGUGGAGAGAACACAUGCUGAUCUUGUUUCCAAAGGUUCAGAUGUCGGGGCUACUGAUAGAAUUGGAUCAUCACUUAAUGUCACAGCAGGAGCUAAAGUUAAAAAAACUACUAAAUCAAUAGGAUCUAUAAUCCCUGAUAGCUUUGCACGAUCCAUGGAUGUUCAUGAAGUUUAUCGAGAUCCUCCUCCAUUACCGCUACAGGAUGCAGUUGUGUCUGAUGUAGCUCUUCCUACAUCACCACCACAACAGGAUGCAGUUAUGUCUAAUAAAGCUCUACCUCCAUUACCUCAACAGGAUGCAAUUACGUCUGAUUUAUCUCUUCCUCCAUUACCACCCCAACAGGAUGCAUUUAUGUCUGAUGUUCCUCCAGUACCACCACAACAGGAUGCAGUUAUGCCUGAUGUAGCUCUUCCUCUAUUAAAGCCACAACAGGAUGCAGUUAUGCCUGAUGUAUCUCUUCCUUCAAUACCACCACAACAGGAUGCAGUUAUGUCUGAUGUAGCUUUUCCUCUAUUAAUGCCACAACAGGAUGCAUUUAUGCCUGAUGUACUUCUUCCUCCAGUACCACCACAACAGGAUGCAGUUUUGUCUGAUGUAGGUCUUCCUCCAUUGCCACCUCAACAGGAUGCAGUCAUGUCUGAUGUAGCUCUUCCUCUAUUAAUGCCACAACAGGAUGCAUUUAUGCCUGAUGUACUUCUUCCUCCAGUACUACCACAACAGGAUGCAGUUUUAUCUGAUGUAGCUCUUCCUCCAUUACCACCUCAACAGAAUGCAGUUAUGCAUGAUGUAUCUCUUCCUCCAGUACCACCACAACAGGAUGCAGUUUUAUCUGAUUUAGCUCUUCCUCCAUUACCACCACAACAGGAUGCAGUUUUAUCUGAUGUAGCUCUUCCUCUAUUAACACCACAACAGGAUGCAUUUAUGCCUGAUGUAUCUCUUCCUUCAAUACCACCACAACAGGAUGCACUUUUGUCUGAUGUAGCUCUUCCUCUAUUAACACCACAACAGGAUGCAGUUUUGUCUGAUGUAUCUCUUCCACCAGUACCACCACAACAGGAUGCACUUUUGUCUGAUGUAGCUCUUCCUCCAUUAAGCUUAACAAAUCCCUCUGAUACUAUAAUUAAUAAUUUAGCAUCCAAUAAAAUUCUACUUUCCCCCAAAUCUUCUGUAAUUCUGGUAGCUGCUGAUGUAGCAUUAACAGCUUCAGAAUCAACCAUUGAAGUUGUAUCAGUGGUGAACUUACCUAUUUCUGAACCAACUAUUGAAACUGAUUUUGAUACAACCUUUGAUACAACCUUAAGAAUUAGCCCUGGUACUAAUAUUGAGACUGAAUCUGAUACAACCUGGGAAACAAACUCUGACACUACUCCAGAAACUGAAAUUAAUACAAACCUGGAUGGAACUGAAUCUGAUACAGCAUCUACAACUGAAUCCUCAGAUUCACUGAAUGCUUUUACAACUACUAGUAAGGAAAGAUCUUCUUUGGUAUAUGUACAUAUUCAUACAUCUUCAUCACCUAUAUCAAAUUUAGAAACUGAAGUUCAGACAAGUACCAAAUCAUUAAAAGAGAACACCACAUUAGCUGAAAUUACAACAGAUUCAGAAAGUUUGAAACUAAUAGCAGCUGAGUCAAUAACUGAAACUUCAACACCAGAUUUAUUCAGUGAGACGCCAUUAACUGCCAACUCUGAAACUAAAACCACUGAAACUUUAACAACCUCUGAUUUGGCAACUGGGUCUUACACUAAAACUGAUUUGGCAUCUGAAACUACAGCAACUUAUUCUACAACUGAUGCUUCUUCAGUUUUGGAUUCAGUAACUGAGGCUUCAAUAACUAUUGAUUCAGAAACUGAGGCUUCAAUAACUAUUGAUUCAGAAACUGAAGAGUUUCCAACCACUGAUUCAGUAAAUAAAGAUUUAACAACACUUGAGUCAGAAACCGAAAGGUUAUUAACCCCUUCAGAAUUGGAAGCUUUCACAAUCCUUGUUUCAGCUACAAAACAUACAAAAACCACUGGUUCAGAAAUUGAAACCUCAACAUCAACUGAAGCUACUAGAACCAUAGAUUUACCAACUGAUGCCACUAGAAUCAUAGAUAUACCAACUGAUGCUACAGCAGCCACUGAUUUGGCCACUGGAGGCGAUGAGGGCACUGAUUUUACUUUCACAGAUGUGACUUCAACAGAUGAAUCAUCAGCUACUGAUUCGGUGAUAGUUUCAACAUCCACAGAUUUCACAUCUAAUGCUACAAGAGCUAUUGAUUCAGCAACUAUAGCUCCAACAGCCACUGAUUUAUUUACCUUGGCUACAGAAACCUCUGGCUUAGUAACCAUGGUUACAGAAACUUCUGAUAUAGCAACCAAGGCUGCAGAAACUACUGAUUCUAUUAGCAAAGCCACUUAUUCAGAAAUUAUAGCUACAUCAACCACUUUUUCAGCAGCUGAGGUUGCAGCAGCCACUGAUGCUUCAUCGUUGACUGAUUUAGCAACUGAGGGUAAAGUAGCAACAGAUUCAGAUGCUGAAUAUAAAGCUGUCACUGAUUCAGCAACUGAAGAGACAGCAGCCACUGAUUCAGCAACUGAGGAAACAGCAGCCACUGAUUCACCAGCUGAGGAUAUAGCCACCACUGAUUCAGCAACUGAGGAUACUGUUUCCACUGAAUUAGCAACCUUUGGCACAUCAACAACUGAGGAUACAGCAACCACUGAUUUGGCAACUGGAGGCACUGUGUGGACUGACUUAACCUCCACAGAUGCAGCACUUAAAACUACAUCCACAUCAUGGUUUGGAAUUAAAGGUUCAACAACCACCCAUUCUACAUCUACUUAUAUGAGAGCUAAAGAUUCAAUAAUUAAAGCUACCAAGGCCACAGAAAUCUAUGAUUUAGCAGCCAAGGUUACUGGAAGCACUGAUUCUGCAGCUGAAUUUUCAGCAAUUAUUGUCUCCUCUAGCGAAUCUGCAACAGCUACUGAUGCUGAAAUUAAAGAUUCAUCAACCACAUUUUCAGUAACUAAUGCUGAAGCAGCCACUGAUUUAACAUCUGAUGCAUUAACAACUACUGAUCCAGCAACCAAGGAUAAAGCAGCAACUGAUGAUUCUGCAGUCACUGAUUUGGCAACUGUAGAUAAUUCAGUAACUAGAGGCACAGAAGGGACUGAUUUUACUCCCAAAGCUACAUCAGACAGUGAUUUGGCAUAUGAAGCUACAACAACCAGAGAUUUUAAACCUGACGCCAUGAAAACUAAUGACUCGGUAACUGUAGCUCUUGCUGCAACUGAAACUGUUGCUCCGGCAGAUACUGAUACAGCAACUAACGUUUCACAAACCACUGAUUCUGGAGGAGAAAUUUCAGCAGUUCUUGCUACUACUAGAAAAGCUACAACAGUCACUGAUGCAGCAAUUGAAGCUUUUUCAGCAGCUGAUACUGCAGUAGCCACUGAUUUGGCAACUGAUGCUCUAUCAGCAAUUGAUUCAGGAACUGAGAAUACAGCAGCAACUGAUAUAACAACUGAGAAUACAGAAGCCACUGAUUCAUCAACGAGGGAUUCUAUACCUGAAGAUAUGACCACUAAUGAUCCAGUAUCUGUUGAUCCAGCAGUCACUGAUUCAGUAACUUUAGCUCUAGGAGCAAUGAAUAUAGCUACUAAGGCUUCAGAAACCACUGAUUUAGUAUCUAAUCUUUCAGUAGUUACUAAUCCUUCCGUUAAAUCUACAGUAGUCACUGGUGCAGCAAUUGAAGCUACAGCAACCACUGCUCCAGAAGCUGAUGAUACAAAAGAUAUUAAAUUUGCAACUGAAAACACUGAUUUUACUUUUAAAUCUAGAGCAGCCAAAGAUGCAGUAUUUGAAGCUACAUCAACCACUGGCCCAGCAGCUGAUGCUACAGCAGCCACUAAUUUAGCAGUGGAUGAUACAGAAGCCACUGAUUUAUCAACAAGAGGCAGUGUUGGCACUGAUUCCACUUCUGAAGAUAUAGCAGCUUCAACUGCUGAUUCUGCAAUAAUGGUUGCUGAAGCCACUAAUUUGCCUAAUCUAGGUCCUUUGAUACCUCACUCUACUUCUAUCACCACAGCAGCUAUUGAAGCUAAAGCAGCUGAUUCAGCAACUGUGGUUACAGCAGCCACUGAUUUAGUAAAUGGGGAUCUUCUAGUUAAUGCAGGAACAGAAGUUCCUUUAGGCACUUAUUCAAUAGCUAAGGCCGCUCAAUCAACAACAUAUGUACCUACAAAUAACCACAAUUCUGGUGCUGAUCCAGUAACUGAAGCUUCUACAAUCUUUGAUUUAAAAAGUGAAGCUUCAGCAACUACAACAUCUUUUGUUGAAGUUUUGACAAGCACAGAGUCAACAAUUAAAGAAACAGCUAAUGUAGGUACUAAAGGCUCAAUAUCCACAAACUCAGUCUCAACUCUUGCUUCAGAACUCAGUGGAUCAGAAACAACAACACUCAGUCAAGCUCUGACAUCAACAGAUUCUAUGACUGUAGUCCCAACAGUUUUUCUAUAUCCUGAAACUACUCCUCCAAUUCCUUCAACCAUUGCACAAACAAAUAGUCCAACCUCCACUGAUGUUAUGUCAACAACAACUCUUGGCACAACAUCUAGCCCAUCUUUCCCAUUAUUGAUAUCAACAACUCUUGGAAAACCAUCACAUGAACCUUCCACUACUGUAAAAUCAACAACAACAUUAGCCCCAACAACUAAUGAAACAGCUAAUGUAGGUACUAAAGGCUCAAUAUCCACAAACUCAGUCUCAACUCUUGCUUCAAAACUCAGUGGAUCAGAAACAAUAACACUCAGUCAAGCUCUGACGUCAACAGAUUCUAUGACUGUAGUCCCAACAGUUUUUCUAAAUCAUAAAACUACUUCUGCAAUUCCUUCAACCAUUGCACAAACAAAUAGUCCAACCUCCACUGAUGUUAUAUCAACAACAACUCUUGGCACAACAUCUAGCCCAGCUUCCCCAUUAGUAAUUUCAACAACUCUUGGCACACCAUCUCAUGAACCUUCCACCACUGUAAGAUCAACAACAACAUUAGCCCCAACAACUACUCUGGCUAGAAUCCUUGAACUUUCCCCCACUAUGAGAAAGAAAGUGGAAUACUUAACCUCAACUUCAGAAGCUUCUUAUAAGUUCUCAGAAGUAUCAACUGGACCAUCUUCAGGAAUGAAAGCAUUUGAUGUAAAUGAAACACAAUCCUCAGGUAAACAUGUCUUUAUACCCCCCUAUUCUUUGUUUUCCAAUGGCUCCGUAGUGGAUACGAAAAGGUUUGAGGAGAAGGUUUUGUUGUCCUUGAACGAGGUAGAGGAGACAGGAGACAAGGUUCUCAACUCCUUCAAGGAGCAGUGUCAGAGGUUGGAGGAGGAAGAGGUGAUGGAGAAACCGGUUUUCUCUGUUGAUACAGUUGGCAGUAAUAAGACUGGAGCUAUGGUUAAAAAGCAGAUGAAGGAUGGAUUGACCAGCAUGUACAAUAACCUGGAGGCCGAUAUUAAGGAGUUGGAGAAUAUUGUAGUUUCAACCCAGCUGAACUGCUUUCACACUCUUGAGUAUAGUCUUAGGCCAGAGUUAGAUCAUCUCCGAUCCGUCCUCGGACAAUCUUCAGGAUUUCAGCUAGAGAUGGGAAGAGAAGAGGCUCGGGAGAGAAUGCUUCAGGUUGCAGGAAGACACAAGGAGAUGUGUAACUCUGCUUUGGACUCCGUAUUCCAGAAUAUCAUUGGACUGCUUAACUUAGUAGAUCAAGGGGUCGACAAAUUCAAGGGUUCGGGGGAAUAUCUGGAGCUCUGUAGCUCCUUGUUCCUCAGCCUGGAAAACAACCAAGAGCACGUCCAGGAGAUCCUGGAGUUCACUCACAACUCAUACACGUCCUGGAAAACGGAUAUUAUUCAAAAGAUUUAUUUAUCUCUUGCAUCCGUUGGAAAAUUGAAUCUGGAGCGAAAAACCGAACUUAAAUCUAUGCUUCUUAAUUUGGAGUCCACGACUCUACAGGAGAUCUCACCUCAGCAUCAUCAGUUUCUUCUGGGAUGCUUUAAUAGCCUAGGCAGUAUUCUCAACUCUGGAAACUUGUCUGAUCCUGAUCCUUACCAGAAGGUUAUCUUGGAUAUUGUUGAGAGCCUUGGAGAGAAGGCUGAUCAUGCUCGGGAUCUUCUACAUGAAUGUAUUCUACAGAAACUCAAGUUUGAUAACUACACUAAAGAUGAACUUGAACCUGUCACUGUGCCUAUGAUUGAGGAUCUUAUGAUCGAGGAUUCUAUGAUUCAAGAGCCAUUAAUUGACGACACUAACUUUGAUAAUGCUAAGAUGGAUGAACAAGACCCAUCAAUGAAACUCCCGUCUUACAAGUUUAGACCCCUUCCAGGGCCUUUCAUUGAUGUUGACGGUUCGAAUUCUCCAGUUGAAAAUGUGACAGUUCGUCUCAAGUUUGACGUCGAUGAACCUUGGCUUCAAGUUUAUGAAAACCAAAAUUCAGCUUCAUGGAAUCUUCUCCGAGCAAGAAUACAGAACCAGGUUCUUUCCCGCUUAAGUGGUGAAAACAGUGAAGUAGAGAUUAAGUUGAACAAGAUAAUCUUCAAUAAUGUGACCGAUAAUUUUGAUAGUCCAGAAUCUCGAAGUUUAUCUGUUGAUAUGAUUGCUAGAAUUAGGUCUUCAUAUUCUCGCUCUGAGCUCACAGAGCGACUUCAAACUAAUUUACAAGAUCAGGAGGAGGACUCAGUCAAGGUUCAACUCAAUCCUCCCCAAAUAUCAGUAUUGGAAGAGUGUGCGAGGUCUGGUCAAGUGUUUGGAGAGCUGGGCCAGGAGGAAGAAUGUUGCGUUCAGCUAGAGUGUGUACAAAGUAACCAUGUUCAAGGGCUGACUGAUGAGGAUACUAUGGAAGAGCAUGUCUGUGAGAAUGAUUGCUGUUCCAAGCAUGUUCGAUCCCGUCCCCUUCUAGCAUAUAGCUUUCCUAACCAGCAGCUUGUCAGGUUGGUACAGGAGGAAGGAUAUAUACAGCUGAUUUCUCAGGAGAUUUGUACUCAGUGCUCUGGAAACUGUUCAAACUCAUUUUCACAGGCCUACACUAGUCAGACUGUGCUGGUGUACGGAGAACAAGGAGUACAUAGUGUACAUAUUCUAGUCGGAGCUGGGUGCAGUUGUUCCUUAAAAACCACUCCUAACAGUGAUGAUCUAAGCACCUCGGAGAAAAGUGACCUUCCAACUAGUCCAGAACCUUCUCAGCAGCACCCUGAUGUUCCCGACCAUAUCCAGCUAUAUGUAGACCAGGUUUUUGAAAAGUUGCACCGCGUAGAAUCUUUAAUUUCAAGCGUUGUCCUGGCCUCGUUCUCUGGUAUAAAGGAGGGUAUGGUAGACUGUCUUCAGCGUCAGCGCAACCUGCUUUCUGACCGGCUUACUGAGUACAGGGUCAGCUUCAGCUCCAGAAGUAGUUUGACCAACGAGGAUAUCAUGGUCUGGAGCAACCGAACCUUACAGGAGCACAAUACUGGAGUUAAUCAACUCCAGAUAGAGUGUCAAGGAGUGUUUCAUCAACAUCUAAACAAUCUUCAAGGGGCGCUUAAUGAGAAUAUUCGUAGAGAGGGUCUUCUUCCAGAAGCAUGUCAGGUUUUGGUCUCAAAGGGAACCUAUUUGUCAGCUGGCAACCUGGUAUUGGGGGAAUAUGAAGCUGUCCUGGCUCACACCUUCUCACAGGUUGAACUAGUCUUCCAGGCAUAUCGUGAGCUAAGCAAUCAGCUUGAACAGGAUUUUAAUUCCAGUUUGGAUUACUUUAAGAGUAAGUUUUUUGACAAGAACGACGAGUUGGACAAUUGGAGGCAGAUUUACUUUGACAAUAUUCUCAAAGAAUCAUCAGUCAAAACUUUUCUCAUCGACUUCGAGGAGGGUUUGGUCUCAGAUAUCAGAGUUAAACAGAGUUUUGAGAUGAUGCGCUUAGAUAUAGAGAAACUGAAGAGUUGUAUCCAGGGAACUGGAUCCCAAAAGGUGUUGAUGAUUAAAAAGAAGAACCUGGAAGUAAUGAGUAACAAACUAAAGGUUCACCUGACCUUCCUUCUCAUCCCUCUGGUGGGAGAGGUCGAUAAGAAAACAGAGAUAUUCCUCCAAACUGUGGUUGAUGCAUUCCAGAACUCCACAAACAACGAGCAAAGCCCUGUACAGAUUUCUACUGAUCUAGUUCACAGAAAUAUAUCUCAUAUUCUUCAGAACCUGUUCCCUGCUAAUACAACCAGAAAUCAGAAUCUAAAUUUGUUCAAUAGCCCUCCAUGGAUCCAAAUCAAUCCCAGGAAGAGGCCAACCUUUGAAGCUUCUGAUCAAAAUCUUCAAGAAGUUCUUGGUUCAGUAGGAGUUGAUGCAAACCAACCUCUGGAGGCUGCCCUCCAGGACACUAGAUCCAUCCUAAAUGCAAAGAAGGUUGAGUUGAAAAAAUAUUUGUUGGAAACUUACCCCACUUCUGAAAUAGCUUCAACUGUUACUCUUGUAGAUGAUAUUUUCUUGGAACUAGAGACACAGAGCAUCAAUUCAAUUCGUAAUCAAUACACUCAAGUUUGGUCAAAUCUCGUUGGAUCACAGCAGCCUUUUUCUGGAUCGUCUUUACAGCAGCAAUCUUUCACAGAUUUUUCUUUAAAACCAUACUACCCUGUUUCUCCCCAAAGGCCAAUUUCCUCUGCUUCAGAUCGUACGCCACUCUUUUCUGGAUCAGAACAGCCGAUCUUCCCAGGAUCUCUGGAAAACCCAACUUUUACUGGAUCUUCUUCUCAGCAGAUCUUCCCUGGAUCCCCUGAACAACAAACAUUUCCUGGAUCUUCUCCACAGCAAAUAUUUUCAGGUUCAUCUCCAUCUUCUCCACAGCAGAACUUCCCUGAAUCCCCUAAACAAAAAAUCUUUCCUGGAUCUUCUCCACAACAAAUUUUUCCUGGAUCUUCUCCACAACAAGUCUUUCCUGGAUCUUCUCCACAACAAAUAUUUCCUGGAUCUUCUACACAACAAGUCUUUCCCGGAUCUUCUCAACAGCAAAUUUUCCCUGGAUCUGGUGGAAAACCAGUUUUACCUGAUUCGAUCCAACAACAAACCUUUCUUGGAUCUUCUCCGCAGCAAAUCUUCCCUGGAUCUUCUCAACAGCAAAUCUUUCCCGGAUCUUCUCCACAGCAAAUCUUCCCUGGAUCUUCUCAACAGCAAAUCUUUCCCGGAUCUUCUCCACAGCAAAUUUUCCCUGGAUCUUCUCAACAACAAAUCUUCCCUGGAUCUUUUCCACAACAAACCUUCCCUGCAUUUUCCCAACCUGAACAAUAUCCUGGAUCAAUUAACCUUAACUAUUUCACAAAACAGAACCAUCCAUAUAUAACUGCUGUGCAGCAAAUCUUAGAAUCAUUGCUUGUUAGGUUAGACGCUUUUAUAAAAGAAGCUAAUAGUGAUCGUGACAAAUCUCUAAAAUCUCUUUCAUCACAGUUAGAGGAAUCUGCCAAGUAUAAAAAAACUGUUGUGAUCCUUAACCUAUGGAAGGAUACCAUUGUAAAUAGUGCAAGGGAAGGAUUUGAAGGUAGUAUUAAUGAAAUUGACAGAAUUGUGAUGAAUCACAACCAAGCAAUAGGUGUUCUUAUGCAAAACUUUCUGAGUCAGACUGGACAAUCUGGAGGGUCCAAUCCUUUGAUACAAAACAUCCUGAAUGCAUUUGAGACACAAAAGCAGUUGGUUGAGGUUGCCCUAAACCGUUUUAUCACACAAUCAGUUGAUGAAAUGUUUGUUUCGGCGAACACUUCGAAUUGGUUACCUAAGGCUGAACUUGAGUAUGAGAAUCUAGUUGUUGAUAUCACCAAGACAGAUGUAACAAAUAUCUUCAAACUGCUUCUGAAGAGAACGAUCAGGUCAUUGUAUAGAGAGGUUGCCUCCCCUAGUGGAGGACCCGGAGGACUACAUCAGCAAGUCUUUGAACUAGUUGAUGAAGAUUUAUUUGAUGGAGUUGGGGCUACUGUUCCAACCUCAGAAUCUGAUAAAGCCAACACAACUGCUGACACUGACUGGGAGAAGAUAUUACCCGCUGUUUAUGUGCCUCCCAGGACUCCUUCAUACACUGUAAAUCAUGAGCCUGCUGCGAAACCUUCUCCAGAUAAUGGUUUAGAAACACCUGUCAGUGUUUCUAAUGAACCAACUCAAGUGCCAACUGGUUCUCUUCUUACUUCAUCCAUCAUUGUUGUCUCCUCUUCCAAAAAUACUAAUACCUCCCAACAAGCCACAACCAUUAGAUCUUUUGCGCCGUCUAACACUAGCUCUGCCAGCUCUCUACCCACUACCACAUUGGAUAAUAUGGAGAGCUUACAUGGAAUUGUAUUCUUGGGUCAAGUAAAAGUGAAACCUGGACUGGAUUCAAUUAUCUUUGUGUCCCAAGGUAUUGGCACAACUUUGUCUCCGGUUUUAAGCUCCUCAAUGUUUCCAGUAAUGACUUCAACUUUAUUGUCGGGGGGCUCCACUACUGUUUCUCCCCCGAACCCGUCUUUGGCAACAAACUCAACUGCCACUUCAGGAAACUUGACAACCGCAUCUUCAACAAUGAGCUCAGAUUUAUCAUCAGGAUUAAUUAACAAAACAUCUUUAAAUAUGACUACAAGGGUCUCUAAAGACAUGAACAUGACAAUAUCUUUGGGAGUGAGAGCACCAGUUUCCUCAACAUUGCAUUCUAUCACUAACCAGUCAUUAAUCCCGGGUUCUAAGAAUAUGAGCCAACCAUUAAUCACAGAACAUAAAACUUCAAUGAUUGAUGGAACAGUUCUUAAAACAUCUUUGCAAGUUAAUCAAACUUGGUUUGAAACCAAAGUAGACAGCAGUAAAGAUAAUACAACUAUGAUGCAAACCGUUCAAGGAAAUCUUAGUGGAAGUAAUGCAACUGGAAUUAAAACAACUGGAGGAAAAACAAAUGUAGGGGUACAACCUGAAGAUCUAACUAAUGAAAGUCAAACCACUGUAGGUCAAACCACUGCAGGUCAAACUACUGCAGGUCAAACCACUGCAGGUCAAACCACUGCAGGUCAAACCACUGCAGGUCAAACCACUGCUGGUCAAACCAAAGCAAGUCAAACCACUGCAGGUCAAACCAAAGCAGGUCAAACCACUGAAGGUCAGACCACUGCAGGUCAAACCACUGCAGGUCAAACCACUGCUGGUCAAACCACCGCAGGUCAAACCACUGCAAGUCAAACCACUCCAAGUCAAACCACAGCAGGUCAAACCACAGCAGGUCAAACCACUGCAGGUCAAACCACUGCAGGUCAAACCAAUGCAGGUCAAACCAAUGCAGGUCAAACCACUGCUGGUCAAACCACUGCAGGUCAAACCAAUGCAGGUCACACCACUGCAGGUCACACCACUGCAGGUCAAACUAAUGCAGGUCAAACCACUGCAGGUCAAACCACUGCAGGUCAAACCACUGCAGGUCAAACCACUGCAAGUCAAACCACUGCAAGUCAAACCACUUCACUGGAGGCCAAACCACUGGAGGCCAAAGCACUGGAGGGUAAAUAUAUCGCUGGUAAAUGGGGAUAUUGUUCCUCCUCCUGCCCUCUUCAGGAAAGGAAGUGUAUAACUGUAGGCGGUCCCUCCUUAGGAGGAAGAUGCGUGUUCCCGUUCUAUACAGAUGACCAGCUGCACUGGAGCUGUGCGCCUGCUGUAGGGGUUAACAUUCAACAUUCAGGGAUGUGGUGCCCGACAGCUGUGGACCAACAUGGCUACCUUUUAGGAAACAGCUGGGGAUUCUGCCAACCAGACUGCGGGGAAAGCAUGGUUUAUGUUGCCACGCGGCAACUGGGUUCUAGCAACAGAACAGGAACCGAGGCCAAUACAAGAUCGACCAUAGAUCCAAUCAACGUUCAGGGCCAACCGACUCAGGGCUUCCCUGAGGUAGUGGCAACCUCUAAUUCCUCCAUUCGACCAUUUUUAUCCUCGACCAUUUUUUCACCAUCAAUUCUCUACAAAACUACAACAUCAAGUCCAAAUCAAGGGGUGGAUGAAGAAAUCCUUUUCAUUGGACUUGUCCAAGUUGAGCCUGCAGGAGCUUGGGUAAACAAAACAUCAACAGCUCCAACUGUAACAACAAAUACCACUUCAGCAUCUCAGAUAAUUACAGUUGUUUCAACGACCAACUUUAGUACCUCGACCACAACCACUCCAACUACUGUCACCUCUACAGCGACCUUAAGAUCUAGCACAACUUCUUCAUCAACCACUUCUACCAAACCUACAACACUAGCAACCAAAAUCCCUACAGUCACUAGAGCUAAAAAUUCUACAACCACCUCCACAACAACAAUCUCCACAACAACAACCUCCACAACAACAACCUCCACAACAACCACCUCCACAACAACCAGCACAUCUACAACAACAUCAACAACAACAACAUCUACAACACCUACAACAACCACAUCUACAACAACCACAUCUACAACAACCACAUCUACAACAACCACCUCUACAACAACCACCUCUACAACAACCACCUCUACAACAACCACCUCUACAACAACUACCUCUACAACAACUACCUCUACAACAACCACCUCCACAACAACUACCUCCACAACAACCACAACUACGACCCCUACCCCUGUAAAUUUAUUGGUCCGGUAUGACGGCGAACUGCCCCCUCCCAACUCUAUUGUCUACACCCCUGAAAACAUGUGGAACCCUGUAAAGGCUUUGCUGCAGGAGAGGUUGAUGGGGAGGCCGAGGAGCCUGGAGGGACGGAGAAUGGAGGCUGGUGGGUCUACUGACCAGGAGGUCACCGAGGUUGAUUGGAUCAUGGAUCUUAUAAGUAAACACUCAGUUCCUUCAUAA
Eurytemora carolleeae is the source of this 17142-nucleotide messenger RNA. RefSeq lists its product as uncharacterized. Bases 118 to 17142 code for a protein of 5674 amino acids. The transcript is spliced from 30 exons. The record is from RefSeq and is a predicted model, not a curated record. NCBI's taxonomy places the organism in Eukaryota, Metazoa, Arthropoda, Copepoda, Calanoida, Temoridae.